AUGGUAGAGGCUGUGCCUGAUCAUCUUGUGGAUCAAUAUGGUAUUGUGGAUGUUGCAUCUUCACCUGUUGAAGGUGAAAAACAGACACCUAAAGGUUCUGGCAAUGAAAUCCAAUUGACGGAUGCUAUUGCUGCAUUACAAAAAUUAGAAAAUGUCGAAGCGUAUCGUAUGAAAGGUCAGACCUUCGACUGUGGUAGUAAAAUUGUAUUACACUAUGCUGUGGAGCAUCCUAAGUUGGGUGAAGAAUUCAAACAGCUUAUCAAAGAAUUGAAUUUAUAA
Oppiella nova is the source of this 279-nucleotide messenger RNA. Lineage: Eukaryota; Metazoa; Arthropoda; Arachnida; Sarcoptiformes; Oppiidae. The record is from the annotation of a GenBank genome assembly.